AUGGCUUCCCUUCGCCUUGCUUUUGUGCUGCUCAUCUCCCUGGUGUCCCCCACCAGCUCCUGCACACAGCAGGAGAAGAUCUGCCUUCUCCGAUUCCUCGCGGGGCUCUCGCAGGACGGUGGCCUCGCGGCGUCAUGGCGGGACGGCGAGGAUUGCUGCGAGUGGGAGGGGGUCACCUGCGGCACAGACAGGGCGGUCGCCGGUGUCUCGCUGGCUUCUAAGAGCCUCGAGGGGAACAUCUCAGAGUCCCUUGGUAGCCUCGACGGCCUGAAGCUCCUUGACCUCUCGCACAACUCGCUGUCCGGUUGCCUGCCGCGGGGAUUGGUGUCUUCUCCCAGCAUCGUUGUUCUAGAUGUCAGCUUCAACCGCCUCAGUGGAGCACUGCACGAGCUGCCAUCAUCGACCCCUCCCCGGCCUCUGCAGGUACUAAACAUAUCGAGUAACUCGUUCACUGGGAUGUUCCCAUCCACCAUAUGGGAAUCAAUGGAGAAUCUUAUCGCGCUCAAUGGCAGCAAUAAUAGCUUCACUGGGCAGAUACCAACUCAUUUCUGCAACGGUUCACCAUCUUUCGCUGUGCUUGAUCUGAGUUACAACAAACUCCGUGGUAGCAUCCCCCGAGGACUUGGUGAUUGCUCUGUUCUGAGAGUGCUCAAUGCUGGCUACAACAACCUCAGUGGAACCCUCCCAGAUGAACUCUUCCGUGCUACCUCGUUGGAGCACCUGUCUUUCCGUAACAAUGAGUUACAUGGAGUACUGGAUGGUGCGCACAUAAUCAACCUCGGCAAUCUCGUGACCCUGAAUCUUGGAAGGAAUAACUUCAGUGGCAAGCUUCCAGAUUCUAUAGGUCAGCUCAAGAGAAUGGAGGAGUUAUAUUUUGACCGCAACAACAUGUCAGGGGACCUACCAUCAGCUCUGAGUAACUGCACAAAUCUUAUAACAGUCGACUUCAAGAGCAACAAAUUCAGUGGAGAACUUAACAAGGUUGAUUUCUCCAACUUUCCCAAUCUGACAACUUUAGACCUUCUGUACAACAACUUCACUGGCACAAUUCCAGAAAGUAUAUACUCUUGCAGCAAACUCAUUGCCCUGCGGCUAUCUGCAAACAACUUGCAUGGACAACUGUCGCCAAAAAUAGGCGAUUCGAAGCACCUAGCCUUCCUUUCACUUGCUUUCAACUCAUUCGUAAAUAUCACAAAUGCACUUCACAUUCUACAGAACUGCAGGCAGCUUACCAUCCUGCUUAUCGGGGAUAACUUCAUGGCAGAGCUCAUGCCUGAGGAUGACAUAAUUGAUGGCUUUCAGAAUCUUCAGGUCCUGGAUAUAGGAGGUUGCCAGUUGUUAGGUAAUAUGCCAUUUUGGAUAUCGAAGCUACCAAACUUACAAAUAUUAAACUUAGCUAACAAUCAACUCACUGGAUCAAUACCAGCCUGGAUCAAAACCCUAAGCAACCUGUUCUAUCUGGACAUAUCAAACAACAACCUCACAGAGGGAAUUCCAACAACACUGAUGGAUAUGCCAAUGCUGAAGUUAGAGAAGACUAAAGCCCAUUUAGACCCAAGGGUGUUCAAACUAACUAUUUAUACUGCUCUAUCACGACAAUACCGCCGAUUGAAUGCUUUCCCUAAAGUGCUGGAUUUAAGCAACAAUAAAUUCACUGGUGAGAUCCCUUGGGAGAUCGGUCAGCUGAAAUCCCUCCGUUCUCUCAAUUUGAGUUCGAAUGACUUGACGGGACAGCUCCCACAGUCAAUAUGCAAUCUCACAAGUCUUCUGGCACUAGACUUGUCCAAUAACAAUCUCAUGGGCCCAAUCCCAUCUGGACUGAACAGCCUGCACUCCCUUUCGGCGUUCAAUAUUUCCAAGAACGACCUAGAAGGUCCUAUUCCAUCUGGAGGCCAGUUUAACACAUUUGAGACUUCGAGCUUUGAUGGGAAUGCAAGGCUCUGUGGUUCAAUGCUCAUUCAAAAGUGUGAUUCAACAGAAGCACCUCCAGCCACCACUAUGUCAAAACAACGAACGGGCUAUAAGGUUGCCUUCAUGAUUGCUUUCAGUGCAUUCUUCGUCAUAGGGGUGUUGUAUGAUCAGGAAGGAAGAUUUUAUUUCGUAGGAUUCACCUCGGAAGAAGCGCGUCGACGGACUGCUGAUCUAGCCCCCGGCAUCCGUUCGCCGGCGACCUUGCACUUGCAGCCGCCGCUGCGCCGGGUCGGCGCGAAUCGCUGCCUCACCUUCGUGAGGAAACAUCGGGAGCGGAGCACAGUUAAAGAGAUGCGCCACUCGGGACUAACCCCUGGCUGGACUGCCGCCACCGGUGCGGCGAGCCGCCGGCGCACCAGGUCGCUGCGCUGGGGAACUGUCUCAACUUUUUGCCCCUGAGAACAGGGGAAUUUCUUUUCAGACAAGAGAACAGGGGAAGGGGCG
This is a messenger RNA of Triticum aestivum (bread wheat), 2415 nucleotides long. RefSeq names its product receptor-like protein 2. Bases 1 to 2370 code for a protein of 789 amino acids. The record is from RefSeq and is a predicted model, not a curated record. Lineage: Eukaryota; Viridiplantae; Streptophyta; Magnoliopsida; Poales; Poaceae. Gene Ontology annotation, molecular function: protein binding. The transcript is spliced from 3 exons.